GACAAAAUGGUUAAAAAAGAGAUAAGUGUGUGUCAACAAAUUCAGGCUCUUCUGUACAAGAAUUUUCUUAAAAAAUGGAGAAUGAAAAGAGAGAGUUUAUUGGAAUGGACAAUAACAUUGUUUCUAGGGCUAUAUUUGUGCAUCUAUUCGGAGCACUUCAGAACUACCCGUUUGCCUGAACAACCUCCUAAAGUCCUGGGAAGUGUGGAUCAGUUUAAUGACUCUGACCUGGUAGUGGCAUAUACACCAGUCAGUAACGUAACACAAAGGAUAAUGAAUAAGAUGGCCUCGGCUUCCUUUAUGAAAGGAAGAACAGUCAUUGGGACACCAGACGAAGAGGCCAUGGAUAUAGUACUUCCAAAAAAGUACCAGCAAAUGGUGGGAGUUAUAUUUCGUGAUACUUUCUCAUAUCAGCUGAAGUUUAAUUGGGGAUAUAGAAUCCCAAUUAUAAAGGAAAACUCUGAACACACAGAACGCUGUUGGGCCAUGCAUGGUGAAAUUUUUUGUUACUUGGAAAAGUACUGGCUAAAUGGGUUUGUAGCUUUUCAAGCUGCAAUUAAUGCUGCAAUUAUAGAAGUCACAACAAAUCAUUCUGUAAUGGAGGAGUUGACAUCAGUUAUUGGAAUAAAUAUGAAGAUGCUACCUUUCAUUUCUAAGGGAGAAAUUAUGAAUGAAUGGUUUCUUUUUACUUGCUUAGUUUCUUUCUCUUCUUUUAUGUACUUUGCGUCAUUAAACGUUGCAAGGGAAAGAGGAGAAUUUAAGAAACUGAUGACAGUAAUGGGUCUCCGAGAGUCAGCAUUCUGGCUCUCCUGGGGAUUGACCUAUGUUUGCUUCAUCUUUGUUAUGUCCAUUUUUAUGGCUCUGAUCAUAACAUCAAUCCCAAUUAUAUUUCAUACUGGCUUCAUGGUGAUAUUCACACUCUUUAGCUUAUAUGGCCUUUCUUUGAUAGCAUUGGCUUUCCUCAUGAGUGUGUUAAUAAGGAAACCUAUGCUCGCUGGUUUGGCUGGAUUUCUCUUCACUGUAUUUUGGGGAUGUCUGGGAUUCACUGUGUUACAUAGACAGCUUCCUUUCUCUUUGGGAUGGAUAUUAAGUCUUCUUAGCCCUUUUGCCUUCAUUGCUGGAAUGGCCCAGAUUGCACACUUGGAUAAUUACUUACGUGGUGUUAUUUUUCCUGAUCCCUCUGGGGAUUCCUACAUAAUGAUAGCCACUUUCUUCAUUUUGGCAUUUGAUGCUCUUUUCUAUUUGAUAUUAACAUUGUAUUUUGAGCGAGUUUUGCCUGAUAAAGAUGGCCAUGGGGAUUCUCCAUUAUUUUUCCUUAAGUCUUCCUUUUGGUCCAAACAUCAAAAUACUCAUCAUGAAAUCUUUGAGAAUGAAAUAAAUUCUGAACAUUCCUCUGAUGACUCUUUUGAACCAGUUUCUCCAGAAUUCCAUGGAAAAGAAGCCAUAAGAAUCAGAAAUGUUAAAAAAGAAUAUAAUGGAAAGACUGGAAAAGUAGAAGCAUUGCAAGGCAUAUUUUUUGACAUAUAUGAAGGACAGAUCACUGCAAUACUUGGGCAUAAUGGAGCUGGUAAAUCAACACUGCUAAACAUUCUUAGUGGAUUGUCUGUUUCUACAGAAGGAUCAACCACUAUUUAUAAUACCCAAGUCUCUGAAAUAACUGACAUGGAAGAAAUGAGACAGAACAUUGGAUUUUGUCCACAGUUCAAUUUUCAAUUUGACUUCCUCACUGUGAAAGAAAACCUCAGGGUAUUUGCUAAAAUAAAAGGGAUUCAGCCAAAGGAAGUAGAACAAGAGGUAAAAAGAAUUAUAAUGGAAUUAGAUAUGCAAAGCAUUCAAGACAUUAUUGCUAAAAAAUUAAGUGGUGGACAGAAGAGAAAGCUAACAUUAGGGAUUGCCAUCUUAGGAGAUCCUCAGGUUUUGCUACUAGAUGAACCAACUGCUGGAUUGGAUCCCUUUUCGAGGCAUCGAGUGUGGAGCCUCCUGAAGGAGUAUAAAGUAGACCGAGUUAUCCUCUUCAGUACCCAAUUCAUGGAUGAGGCUGACAUCUUGGCUGAUAGGAAAGUAUUUCUGUCUAAAGGGAAGUUGAAAUGUGCAGGAUCAUCUUUGUUUCUGAAGCAAAAGUGGGGUAUUGGAUAUCAUUUAAGUUUACACAGGAAUGAAAUGUGUGACACAGAGAAAAUCACAUCCCUUAUUAAACAGCACAUUCCUGAUGCCAAGUUAACAACAGAAAGUGAAGAAAAGCUUGCAUAUAGUUUGCCUUUGGAAAAAACGAACAGAUUUCCAGAUCUUUACAGUGACCUUGAUAAGUGUUCUGACCAGGGCAUAAGGAAUUAUGGUGUUUCAAUGACAACUCUGAAUGAAGUAUUCUUGAACCUAGAAGGAAAAUCAGCAAUUGAUGAACCAGAUUUUGACAUUGGGAAACAAAGGAAAAUAUAUGUGACAAGAAAUACUGGAAAUGAGUCUGAAAUGGAACAGGUUCUUUGUUCUCUUCCUGAAACAAGAAAGGCUGUCAGUAGUGCAACUCUCUGGAGACGACAAAUCUAUGCGGUGGCAACACUUCGCUUCUUAAAGUUAAGGCGUGAAAGGAGAGUUCUUUUGUGUUUGUCACUAGUACUUGGAGUUGCUUUUAUCCCCAUCAUUCUAGAAAAGAUAAUGUAUAAAGUAUUUCGUGAAACUCAUUGUUGGGAGUUUUCACCCAGUAUGUAUUUCCUUUCUCUGGAACAAAUCCCGAAGACGCCUCUUACCAGCCUAUUAAUCAUUAAUAAUACAGGAUCGAAUAUUGAAGACCUCGUGCAUUCACUGAAGCGUCAGGAUAUAGUUUUGGAAAUAGAUGACUUUAGAAACAGAAAUGGCUCAGACGAUCCCUCCUACAAUGGAGCCAUCAUAGUGUCUGGUGAUCAGAAGGAUUACAGAUUUUCAGUUGCAUGUAAUACCAAGAAAUUGAAUUGUUUUCCUGUUCUUAUGGGAAUUGUUAGCAAUGCCCUUAUUGGAAUUUUUAACUUCACGGAGCUUAUUCAAACGGAGAGCACGUCAUUUUCUCAUGAUGACAUAGUGCUGGAUUUGGGUUUUAUAGAUGGGUCCAUAUUUCUGUUGUUGAUCACAAACUGCAUUUCUCCUUUUAUCGGCAUGAGCAGCAUCAGCGAUUAUAAAAAAAAGGUUCAAUCCCAGUUAUGGAUUUCAGGCCUUUGGCCUUCAGCAUACUGGUGUGGACAGGCACUGGUGGACAUUCCAUUACACUUCUUGAUUCUCCUUUCAAUACAUUUAAUUUACUACUUCAUCUUUCUGGAAUUCCAGUUUUCAUGGGAACGCACGUUUGUUUUGGUGGUAUGCAUAAUUGGUUGUGCAGCUUCUCUUAUAUUCCUCACAUACGUGUUUUCAUUCAUCUUUCACAAGUGGAGAAAAAAUAAUGGUGUUUGGUCUUUUGACUUUUUUAUUAUCUUAAUAUGUGUAUCCACAAUUCUGGUAUCAACUCAAUAUGAAAGCCUCAACUUAAUUUUGUGCAUGAUUUUCAUACCUUCCUUCACUUUGCUGGGAUAUGUCAUAUUAUUGAUCCAGCUCGACUUUAUGUAUAUGACAAACUUGGACAGUCUGGACAGUAUAAUAAAUGAAGUCAAUAAAACCAUUCUUUUAACAACCUUAAUACCAUACCUUCAGAGUGUUAUUUUCCUUUUUGUCAUAAGAUGUCUGGAAAUGAAGUAUGGAAGUGAAAUAAUGAAUAAAGACCCAGUUUUCAGAAUCUCUCCACGGAGUAGAGAAACUCAUCCCAAUCCAGAAGAGCCCGAAGAAGAAGAUGAAGAUGUUCAAGCUGAAAGAGUCCAAGUAGCAAAUACACUCACUACUCCAAACUUGGCGGAGGAGCCAGUCAUAACUGCAAGCUGUUUACACAAGGAAUAUUAUGACACAAAGAAAAGUUGCUUUUCAACAAGAAAGAAGAAAAUAGCCAUCAGAAAUGUUUCCUUUUGUGUUAAAAAAGGUGAAGUUUUGGGAUUACUAGGACACAAUGGAGCUGGUAAAAGUACUUCCAUUAAAAUGAUAGCUGGAUACACAAAGCCAUGUGCAGGAGUGGUGGUGUUACAAGACAGCAGAACAUUGGUAAGGCAACAGCAUGACAACAGUCUCAAGUUCUUGGGGUACUGCCCUCAGGAGAACUCACUGUGGCCCAAGCUUACAAUGAAAGAGCACCUGGAGUUGUAUGCAGCCGUGAAAGGACUGGGCAAAGAAGAUGCUGCUCUUAGUAUUUCACGAUUGGUGGAAGCUCUCAAGCUCCAGGAGCAACUUAAGGCUCCCGUGAAAACUCUAUCAGAGGGAAUAAAGAGAAAGCUGUGCUUUGUGCUGAGCAUCCUGGGGAACCCAUCAGUGGUGCUUCUAGACGAACCAUUUACUGGGAUGGACCCCGAGGGGCAGCAGCACAUGUGGCAGAUACUUCAGGCUACCGUUAAAAACAAGGAGAGGGGCGCCCUCUUGACCACCCAUUACAUGUCGGAGGCUGAGGCUGUAUGUGACCGUGUGGCCAUCAUGGUUUCAGGAGCGCUAAGGUGUAUUGGUUCCAUUCAACAUCUGAAAAACAAGUUUGGCAAAGAUUAUUUACUAGAAAUAAAAAUGAAAGAACCUAGUCAGGUGGAAGCUCUCCACACAGAGAUUUUGAAGCUUUUCCCACAGGCUGCUCGGCAGGAAAGAUACUCCUCUUUAAUGGCGUAUAAGUUACCUGUGGAGGAUGUCCACCCUCUGUCUCGGGCCUUUUUCAAAUUAGAGGCAGUGAAACAGACCUUCAACCUGGAGGAAUACAGCCUCUCUCAGGCUACCUUGGAGCAGGUAUUCUUAGAACUCUGUAAAGAGCAGGAGAUGGGAAAUGUUGAUGAUAAAAUUGAUACAACAGUUCAAUGGAAACUUCUCCCACAGGAAGACCCUUAAAAGGAAGAACCGCCUAACAUUCAAUUUUAGGUCCUACUACAUUGUUAGUUUCCAUAAUUCUACAAGAAUGUUUCCUUUUACUUCAGUUAACAAAGGAAAACAUUCAAUAGUUUAAACAUUCAGUAAUGAUUAAAGUUUUCAUUUUUAAAAAUUUUAGGAUGAAGGAAACAAGGAAAUAUAGGGAAAAGCAGUAGAAAAAAUUAACAAAAUCGGACCUGUUAUUCCUUCCCAACAUGGUCUAUUUUGUGCUUAAAAAUAAUUUAAAAGUCAUAUAAUAUUAGGUUGGUUUUUGGUUAUCAUCAAAAAAGCUAACACUGAGCACAUUUUACAAAUAAAAAUUUGAGGUUUUUUUAGCCUGAACUUCAAAUGUAUUAGCUAUUUUUAAACAUUAGUUACUCAGAUUCUAAUUUAAUGUGACAUUGACUGUAAGAAGAUCUGAUGAAAUGGCACAACAUAACAUUAAAAUGACAUUCUGAUUAUAAAAUAAAUACAUGUGAAUUUUAGUACAUAUUGAAAUUAUAUAGAAGAAAAUAACCAUAAUCUGUAAGAAAGUACCACAGUUAAUAUUUUAUUUAGCCAACUUAUAUUCAAUGUAUUUUUUAUGGAUCCUUUUUCAAAGGUAAUAUCAGUAGGCAUAGUCAUUUUCUGUAUCUUUUCACCUCAUAGUUCACGAACAUUUCCCAUGUCAUUAUAACACUUUUGUGUUAUAUAAUUGCUGCAUUAAUGUUAGAGCUGUAGUGAUAUAAUACCAGAGUUGUUAAGUUUGGGUUUUAUGCAAAUUUACUUCUUAGAAAUAAAACUUUGAUGGAUUUU
Molecule: messenger RNA, 5724 nt
Organism: Piliocolobus tephrosceles (Ugandan red Colobus)
Lineage: Eukaryota; Metazoa; Chordata; Mammalia; Primates; Cercopithecidae
Gene: ABCA10
Product: ATP binding cassette subfamily A member 10
Exons: 38
Coding region: 7-4911 (1634 amino acids)
Biological process (GO): transmembrane transport; lipid transport
Cellular component (GO): intracellular membrane-bounded organelle; membrane
Molecular function (GO): ABC-type transporter activity; ATP hydrolysis activity; lipid carrier activity
Source: RefSeq, a predicted model, not a curated record